AUGAAUAACAGCAUGACUUCUCCCUACAGCCGUAUCCAGGUCGCCAGCCACAAGAUGGACAGGAUGCCCGUCAUCUGUGACUACGGCUCAGGCUUGAGCAAGGUGGGAUUUGCAGGAAAUGAGGCCCCCGUGGCUGUCUUCCCAACCAUCCUUGGGAAACUGCGUCAUGAUACUAUGUUGAAGGGAAUGGAAGAGAAAGACUGGUUUAUGGGAGAUGAUGCCCAGAAAAAGAGAGAAGAAAUUAUUCUGCAGUACCCCAUCUCCCGGGGAGCCAUCCACAGCUGGAACAACCUGGAGAAGAUUUGGCAUCACUCCUUCUACCAGGUGCUCCACAUCCCCCCUGAAGAGCACCCGCUGAUGGUGACUGAGCCACCUUUAAACUCAACAUCCACCAGAGAGAGAGCAUGCCAGAUCCUGUUCGAGACCUUCAAUGUGCCUGCCCUGUCCUUAAUCAAUCAAGGAGUCCUUUCACUAUAUGGUGCUGGCCUAACUUCUGGAACAACCAUUGAAUCUGGAGACGGAAUGACGUACUUUGUGCCCAUCAUGGAUGGCUGUCCUUUGCAUCAGUCGACCUUCCAGCUGGAUGUAGCCGGCCAAGACCUGACCUUGUACCUCCUGCAACUACUAGCAGAGAGGGGGAACUUGUUGGUAGGCACAGGGAGAAACACCCUGGGGAUCCACAUGAUGGCCAGCCAGUGUAUCACCUCCUGCAACCCCUUCCUCUGGAAGACCCUCUUCAGCAACAUCAUCUUGUCCGGAGGCACCGGCUCUUUCUCUGGCUUGCGAUUACGACUGCAGAGAGAACUAGCUGGACUGGUUUCCCCUGCUAUUGAUGUGAAGGUGUCCACCUCUCCCUAUGCCCAGUAUGGUGCCUGGGUAGGUGGCUCCAUCUUGGCCUCCCUGUCAACCUUCAAGGACAUGUGGGUCACCAGCAGGGAGUACAAGGAUGUGGGCGGCUCCAUCAUCAAUAGAAGAAGCUUCUAAGUUGGGGCUCCCGGAGUCCCCACCAUCUUUUCCAUCA
Octodon degus (degu) is the source of this 1021-nucleotide messenger RNA. RefSeq names its product actin-85C-like. The record is from RefSeq and is a predicted model, not a curated record. NCBI's taxonomy places the organism in Eukaryota, Metazoa, Chordata, Mammalia, Rodentia, Octodontidae. The transcript is spliced from 7 exons. Bases 1 to 984 code for a protein of 327 amino acids.